Molecule: messenger RNA, 1159 nt
Organism: Eubalaena glacialis (North Atlantic right whale)
Lineage: Eukaryota; Metazoa; Chordata; Mammalia; Artiodactyla; Balaenidae
Gene: MTARC2
Product: mitochondrial amidoxime reducing component 2
Exons: 8
Coding region: 1-1011 (336 amino acids)
Biological process (GO): nitrate metabolic process
Cellular component (GO): mitochondrial inner membrane
Molecular function (GO): pyridoxal phosphate binding; molybdopterin cofactor binding; nitrate reductase activity
Source: RefSeq, a predicted model, not a curated record
AUGGGCGCCGCCGGCUCGUCCGCGCUGGCCCACCUGGGCCUUCCCGCAUCGCCCCGGCCCCGCUGGCUCGGGGUCGCCGCGCUGGGACUGGCCGCGGUGGCGCUGGGGGCCGUGGUCUGGCGUCGCGCGCGGCCCGGGCGGCGCCGGCGGCUGCAGCAGGUGGGCACCGUGGCAGAGCUCUGGAUCUACCCCGUCAAGUCCUGCAAGGGGGUGUCGGUGAAGGCGGCGGAGUGCACGGCCCUGGGGCUGCGCAGCGGUCACCUGCGGGACAGGUUUUGGCUGGUGAUUAAGGAAGAUGGACACAUGGUGACUGCCCGGCAGGAGCCUCGCCUCGUGCUGGUCUCCACUACUUAUGAGGAUGAUUGCCUUAUCCUCAGGGCACCAGGCAUGGACCAACUGGUUUUGCCAAGCAAGCCACGUUCUUCAAACAAGAUCCAUGACUGCAGGGUGUUUGGUCUUGACAUCCAGGGCAGGGAUUGUGGUAACGAGGCUGCUCAGUGGUUCACCAACUUCUUGAAAACAGAAGCUUUCAGGCUGGUUCAGUUUGAAAAGAACAUGAAGGGAAGACCAUCAAGAAAAAUUUUCCCUUCUGUUGGCCAGAAUUACCAGGUGGCCUACCCGGACUGCAGCCCCAUCAUGAUCCUCUCAGAAGCUUCCCUGGCAGAUCUGAAUACCAGGCUGGAGAAGAAAGUGAAAAUGGACAAUUUCAGGCCAAAUAUCGUGGUGGCAGGCAGCAAUGCUUUUGAGGAGGACACCUGGGGUGAACUCCUCAUUGGCGACGUAGAAAUGAAAAAGGUCUUGGCUUGUCCCAGGUGCAUUAUGACCACGGUGGACCCAGAUACCGGAGUGAUCAACAGGAAGGAGCCGCUGGAAACCCUGAAAAGCUACCGCCUGUGUGAUCCUUCCGAGAAGCCAAUUUACCAGUCAUCCCCACUUUUUGGGAUCUAUUAUUCGGUGGAAAAAAUUGGAAGCCUGAAAGUUGGUGACCCCGUGUACCAGAUGGUACAGUGACAGAUCCACUAGGUUUCAGCAUCCCGGAGGUACUGAUCCGGAUUUUAAUGACCACAGCAGCACCACCUGGGCAAAUUCUUAUUACCCAGCCUGUGACCAUCUUCCUCAUAGAAAUGAAUCUCUUUUUGGAGUUAACGGAUGCUCUGAG